Molecule: messenger RNA, 933 nt
Organism: Myzus persicae (green peach aphid)
Lineage: Eukaryota; Metazoa; Arthropoda; Insecta; Hemiptera; Aphididae
Product: putative nuclease HARBI1
Exons: 4
Coding region: 1-933 (310 amino acids)
Source: RefSeq, a predicted model, not a curated record
AUGUUCACAACUGAUGUGAUCACGUUGAAUCAUCCAGAAGAAAUGGUACUCACAGCUUUGAGGUUUUAUGCAAGUGGAAGUUACCAACAGGAUAUAGGUGAGCAUAGAGGUGCAGCACUAAGUCAAGCAUCGGUCAGCAGGUGUCUAACAGAAGUAACUGAAGCUUUGAAUAAUUAUCAGAUUAUGAACAAGUAUAUUCAUUUUCCUGCUAAUAUGUUAGAACUCAAUAUUGUUCGUCGAGGGUUUUAUGACAAGUAUUCAAUUCCUGGAAUUGUUGGAGUUGUAGACGGAACACACAUAGCUAUUGUUCCUCCAAAUUCAGAAGAUGAACUUUACCCAGAGCAUAUAUAUGUCAACCGAAAAGGUUAUCAUAGUAUUAAUACUCAACUAAUAUGUGACUCAGAUUUAAAAAUAUUGAAUGUAUGCUCUAAGUUCCCGGGAAGUGUUCAUGAUAGCCACAUAUGGCGUUUAAGUGUGGUGCAAGAGUUAUUACAACAUUUACAUUCAAUUGGACAAACAUCAUAUUUUAUGCUUGGUGAUUCAGGGUAUGGGCUUAGACCAUGGUUGAUGACACCAAUAUAUGAACCACAGGAAAAUAGUUCAGAAGCUCGGUACAAUAAGUGGUUCUGUAAAACCAGGUCAAUAAUCGAGCGUUGCAAUGGUGUGCUGAAAAUGCGCUUUAGAUGUCUUCUUAAACAUAGAGUUUUGCAUUACUCACCACCAAAGGCGGCUAGUAUUAUUAACGCUUGUGUCAUAUUGCACAAUAUUUGUAUAACAAAUAAAUUACCAUUAGUAAAUAUCGAUGAAAGGGAAGAUAUUGAUUUGGGCAUAAUUAAUGAUUUACCAGUAAAUAACAAUGUGAAUCAAAUUAAUCCAGAACUUACAGCAGGAAAAAGAUACCAAAAACAAAUUAUUAAUAGAUACUUUCAAUAA